Molecule: messenger RNA, 1911 nt
Organism: Suillus discolor
Lineage: Eukaryota; Fungi; Basidiomycota; Agaricomycetes; Boletales; Suillaceae
Exons: 6
Coding region: 1-1911 (636 amino acids)
Source: RefSeq, a predicted model, not a curated record
AUGACAGUGUUUAAUCACUUGCUGCGCCAUCUUGAACAAGAGCCAGGCACAAUCAGUAACACCUCGCUCACUUCUCUUUUCCAGUUCAUCACUCUUGCAACCCGGCUUAAAAACGACAUCAUCCUUGUGGAGCCUUCCUUGAGUCCAACUUCAGAUCCACCAUUUGUUCUAUCACCUGCAGUCACUGUGUUUCUUAGCGCAGGCUGUUCAAUCUCUCCAGCUGAAGUCAAUGAUGCGUGGUCCCUCCUCAAGGAUGUCAUUUGGAGUGGAGGGAUCACUGUUGAUGUGGGACGGCUAUGGGAGACACAUGGCACUCAAAGGGGUCUAGCUGAGUAUCUGCUCUAUCCUCCUAGCCACUCAUGCCUUCAUCCCGACUGCCAACAUCGCACAAAGGGCAUGACUCUCAAGAAGGCUGCUCAAACCUAUGUGGUGUUGUUCACAAUGACGAAAGGCCCAUGCAUUGCAAAAUCCGUCCAUCUCUACUGUCAAACUUGUGGAAUCGAUUACCACCAUAAUUACAGCGUGUUUAAAGGAGAGCGCACCUAUUACGAGCACCAACCAGAUAGUGUUCAGGCUGCGGAUCAUGUGUUCAUCGAGAAGAGUGUAAUUGAGCUCUUUAGGACUGCAAUGGAUUUCUCAUGGACUUCAGCUACGAACUGCGCAAAGUUGUAUAACCUUUGCCUCUCACAUGGUAAGCAGACACCUGCAGACUUUAAAGUCAAGUUUGAGCUUUCUGUCGAGCAUGUUUGGGAUGGUUAUGUAAUAACUUCACUGCUGGAGGACUGUGAGCGUCGCAUGAACACCCUCGUUGCUCCCCACACUGGUGAACAGCGAGACCGAUUCACGGAGGCCAUGAUCGCAAGGAACCGCCACAUUCAGCUUUAUGGCUAUGAGCAGGUCCGUCGCCACUACUGCAAUAGAUGCACAAGCAUGUAUAAAGAUGAGCAAGGUGUCGUCACGCAUAAAGUGUCCGCUGUCGUCGUCGAUGGUGUCACUGUCGGCCAUCCAUGCUGUGCGGUUUAUAACUGCCACACCCCACUGUCUAACAACCACCAUCACUUUUGUCAUCUACACUCUGGUCAAAAUGACAAGUGCGUGAUCAUCGGCUGUGACCUGCCCAUUGUACGUGGCCGACGCACUUGCUCAACACUGGAACAUCGUCAAGUCGAGGAUACUCACGAGCUGCGUGGUCAAUCCAGAUUCCAGCUCCAGGAGCGCCUCGCUCGUGCCAGAACUACCAUUGCCACCAACACAUCUCUCACAGAUGAUCCACCAGAUGAAGAAGAGUAUGAGUUUAAUGAGAAUACCAGGAGAGCACUUCCUGCUACCAGUUCAUCCCAGGACAGACCUGGAAGGAAGAAGUUCAGGGCAGUCUUUGGCCGCCGGCGCACACACAACGAGCAGUUGAUUGUUGCUCCAUGCGGUAUGAUUAUUGCUCGAAGGACUUUCUUUGGAGCAGAGGGAGUAGCCAGUGUCAAGCAAUUCAUCAAAGAAGUCUAUGCAGGCGAAGACGCUGUCAAGCCCAAUCACAUAUUCUUCGACAACAACUGCACCCUUGCAAAACUUGCAAUGGGCGAUCCUUUCUUUGACAACAUUGGCUUGUCCGUCGACGUUUUUCAUUUCAAAUGCAAGCAUUCACAGACCGACACAUUCUGCCAGGAGAAUUGCAACCCAGAAGCAUUCCCUGAGCUCCAUAGGGAUGAUGGGAAGGGUUGGCGGUUCAAUUCCUCCGUGGCAGAACAAACAAACAAUUGGUUCGGCAAGUAUCACCCCAUCGCUCGUGAAAUGCUAGCUCACAAAUUCAACUUCUUUUGUGAGUUGAUCUUACGGAGGAAUCAUCGGACAGAGGAGAAGCUGGGCAAGGAUGGACACAACCCACGCAUAUGGCCAUGUCAGCAGGUAUUUGAGUAG